This is a messenger RNA of Penicilliopsis zonata CBS 506.65, 3029 nucleotides long. RefSeq lists its product as hypothetical. Gene Ontology annotation, molecular function: DNA binding; DNA-binding transcription factor activity, RNA polymerase II-specific; zinc ion binding. The record is from RefSeq and is a predicted model, not a curated record. NCBI's taxonomy places the organism in Eukaryota, Fungi, Ascomycota, Eurotiomycetes, Eurotiales, Aspergillaceae. Gene Ontology annotation, biological process: regulation of DNA-templated transcription; DNA-templated transcription. The transcript is spliced from 3 exons. The coding region runs from base 403 to 2907 and encodes 834 amino acids.
CUUAUAGCACCAUUUAUUUUCCUGUAUCCAAGAAUUAUAAAUCUUUUUUUUUUUUGGAUACCUUUAUCAACAUGUACCUAGGUAUUAUGUUAUUUAUGUAUUCGCCACUGACCCCUCCUUUGGGUCCCAACUCCGCAGAUGACGUCUACGUUCAAGCCGCCUAUUCGCUGCCUCAUCCUGAUGAUCAUCAUGAAUUGCUGGGAUAUGCCGUGGAUUCGACCGUCUGUUUACUCAGUACUUUUUUUCUUUGGUCUAUGGAGAUCUGACCGUCGAGGUACUCGAGAGAGCUGGAAGCUGAUUUCCUUUUUCUUUUGUUUUCCCUCUCUCUCUCUCUCUCUCUUUCGCCAUGUCCUGUCUCCUACCAAAGCAUGUCCAUUGGUAACAUGCGUUCAUAACCAAGGAAUGGAUUAUCGCCAGGAUAAUAACACUUCCAGUCAGAUGGACUGUGACCCUCCAGCAACAGCUGCUAGACGUGGAACUGAAUUCUUGCCUCCACCCCCUCCUUCGUCGCUGAACAAGCAAACUCGUCGCUUGCAUACAAGCUUUCCUCCUCGUCCUUCCUCGAUCCCACAGCAGCAGCAGCAGCAGCAGCAAAUACAACAACAGGGUCAACCGGGGAUCGCCAAGGUCGCCAUUCCCAAGGUUACCACCAGCGACAGCAGCAGACUGCGACGGCGGUCUGCGCGGGCGUGUGAAUCCUGCCGGCACCGUAAGAUCAAGUGUAACGGGAACAAGCCGACCUGUCGACAGUGUGUCGAACACGGGCAGACAUGUCGGUACGUGGAUAUCAAGCGCGUCCGUGAUCAGAAGGAGCUGGGUCUGUUGGCGAAACAGGUCGAGCGCUACGAGGAGUUACUGAGGACGUUGGUUCCGGAGGUGGAUGCCUUGACGGCCGGCCAGAUCAGAAAGACUUUACGGCACUUUCGCCCUGGCGAGGAGGAAGACUCGGAUUCAUACGUCGGAACACUGGAGGAACUGGAUCUCAUCGACGAGGAUCUCAACCGCAACGAGCGCAGCCGGGCAACAGGUUUUUUCGGUAAGACCUCGGAGGUAUCUUGGAUGCAGAAGCUGGAGGACAGCGCAGAACGACAGGGUCAUGGUAGCUUUUCCAACCAGGCGGGGUCGGUGUGUGAUCGUAUUUCAAAUGAUCCGAAUCUUAUAUCCAUGGGAGGGGGGAGCAACCCACUCAAUGCGAUGAGCUACCACCUCGAUGAUCUGAACAUCUCCGUUGUCGGGCCCGUAGAUCCCUACGCUGUGCCGACCAAGGAGGUCGCCGACCGUUUCUUCAACGCGUACAUGGCCUCCGUGCAUCCUUCCUUUGCCGUCAUCCGUCGCACGACUUUCACCACGCAGUAUGAACUCUUCUGGCGGGAUCGGACCCGGCCGAACCGUCGCUGGCUCGCUAUCCUCAACAUGAUCUUCGCCUUGGGUUGUCGGUGCUGUCGAUUAGCGGGUCAGGAGCAUACAGAUAGACAUGAAGGUGACGCUGAAGCUGAAGCUGAAGCUCAAAGCGAGGCUGGAGGUCAAGGUGAAGGUGAACAACUUAAGAAUGAAGACGACCACAUCUUCCUUACCCGCGCGCGCAUGCUCAGUCUCAAUGGCAGCGUGCUCUUCGAGCAUCCGGAUCUGCAGCAGAUCCAGGUCGAGUUUCUGGUUGCCUUUUAUCUCAUGGCUAUCGGGCAGAUCAAUCGGGCAUCGAAAAUCUCCAGUAUGGCAUUUCGAUCAGCCAUCUCGCUCGGGAUCAAUUUACGGCUCGUGGACAACCGGACCCACGACGGCUCCAAAGAGGCCCGCGGUCGUCUAUGGUGGUCGCUGUACGUGCUGGAACACCUAUUGACGGCCAUCACUGGGCGCGUGUCUGGCCUCACGGAAGGGUUGAGCUCGGUUUCCGUGCCGGUCCCCUACGAGGAGGAGAUCUUUGACACCCCAGUCGUGCAGCGACUGUUCCAGGACGGGGCGUGGCGUGAGACCUGUCUCAAGCCCACGCUGUUCGAGGCCGAGGACGAAGAAGGCCAAGUGACGGCCGAGUGGCUGGCCGGCUGCGAUCCUGGGCCCUCGCUGUUUUUCUUCCUGGCCGUUGACCUCGCCAUGAUCACCCAGGCGAUCAUCAACCGCAUCUACAGUAUCGAGGGUCUGCGUGACAAGGGCAGCCAGGUUGAGUCGCGGAUCCUACGCUUCGACGCCCGACUGGAUAGCUGGUUAAGAAAGGUGCCGGAUGCGUACCGAUUCACCAAUGGUACUACUACUACUACUACUACUACCGCCGCUGAUGCCGCCCGACUUUCCUCCUCCCGUGAGCGCGUCACCCUCGCCAUGGGCUACUAUAGCGCCCGUAUCACGCUGUACCGCCCGUGCCUGACGUCCUCGACCCGUCUGGUCCUGGGAUCCUCUUCCAGCGGUACAGCGGUGCCUGUGCCUGCGCCAGUGCCCUCGCCAGUACCCUCCAAGUUCAAAAUGGCCAAGGCGGUGAUCUGUCUACAGUCGGCGUGUGCGUUGAUCUCCACGCUCCCCGACGAACCGGACGUGAGCUGGCUAGCCCACACAACGCCCUGGUGGAACGUCCUGCACUACCUGAUGCAAGCGACGACGGCGUUGCUGCUGGGUCUUUCCUCUUCCUCUUCCGCCGACACGGCGCUGUCAAGCUCGACGAUCCUCGAGCACGUGAAAAAGGCGAUCCGUUGGCUUUACCAGCUGGGUGUCUCGCACGCGGCCUCGCGCCGCGCAUUUAACUUGUGUGCUGGCUUUUUACGACGCCUGGCACCCGUUCUGCGCGUCGAUGUCUCGGAUUUACCAUCUGCGGGGUCGUCUGUCUCGACAGAUACUCCUUCGUCAUCGUCGAUACCGGAGUCGCCUUUUUCAGAAGUGGAUGUUAUUGAUGAUGCUUUCAGGCAGUUUGUUAGUAAUUAAACCUACUCUCCUACACUCUUAUAACUAUGAACCAUGUAUGUAGUUAGAUUCUUAUAGAAGAUUAGUAUUGAGAAUUAUUUAUGAGGAUUGAUAGAUAAAUACAAUGCGACGCUCAACUGACA